Drosophila arizonae is the source of this 972-nucleotide messenger RNA. RefSeq names its product nuclear hormone receptor 4. Gene Ontology annotation, molecular function: DNA-binding transcription factor activity; sequence-specific DNA binding; zinc ion binding. The record is from RefSeq and is a predicted model, not a curated record. NCBI's taxonomy places the organism in Eukaryota, Metazoa, Arthropoda, Insecta, Diptera, Drosophilidae. Gene Ontology annotation, biological process: regulation of DNA-templated transcription.
GCAAUCGUUUGGCAGGAUCACAACAUAAAACAGUUCUUAGAGGGAAUGACGCAGGCAUUUCUUUUGCAGCGUUGGACUUUCGUUUUAUAAGGAAUUAUGACACUGAGCCGUGGCCCGUACAGCGAGCUCGAUAAAAUGAGCCUUUUUCAAGACCUCAAACUCAAGCGACGCAAAAUCGAUUCAAGAUGCAGCAGUGACGGCGAAUCCAUAGCGGACACAUCCACCUCGUCGCCGGAUCUAUUGGCGCCGAUGUCGCCGAAGCUCUGUGACAGCGGCACGACGCCGACGCUGCCGUCGCUGCCGUCGGUGACGGUGACGGUGACAACAGCGGCGUCCACAUCGGCGGCAGCUGCCGCCACCUCAUCAUCAUCAUCAUCAGCAGGAGCAGGAGCAGCAAGUGGAGCAGCAGCAACUGCAGCAGAUGCAUCAUCUUCAAUGUCAACGACAGCCGGCAGCUGUCCGAGCAGCAGCAGCAGCAGCAACACCAUCACCAUAACCGCAACAGCAGCAGCCAAGGCAGCAGCAUCGGCAGCCGCAGCAGCGGCAGCAGCAGCAGCCGUGGCAGCAACAGUUGCUGUUGCUGCGGCGAACAGUGGAUCGGCCGGUGGAUCCAAGCAUCAACAGACUGAAAUCAACUCAUCCAGCAGUGCGAUCACAGCGGCGGCUGCUUCUACAGUUAUGUCCCCUCCGCCGUCGGCAGCGACGCCGCCGCUGGCCCUUGACACUGGCGGAGGUGGAGGCGGCGGCGGUGUCGGGGGCGGGGUUGAGGCCCUGUCGCUGGCAUUGAGUGCACGCGGCACGCCGACGCCGCCACACAACAAUGGCGGCGCCUCCAGCUCGAGCAAUGGCAGCAGUCGCCUGGCCUCGCCCGACUCGCUGGAGGAGAAACCCUCAACGACGACGGGCGGCCGCAACAGUGCCACGCCCACCAACGGCCUGCUGGCGACCAGUAGCAGCAGUGGAGGCGGCGGC